This is a messenger RNA of Saimiri boliviensis boliviensis (Bolivian squirrel monkey), 628 nucleotides long. It is a transcript of the gene MSMB, whose product is annotated as microseminoprotein beta. Lineage: Eukaryota; Metazoa; Chordata; Mammalia; Primates; Cebidae. The record is from RefSeq and is a predicted model, not a curated record.
UGUCCCACCAACUGGGGCGAUGCAGGUCCUGAGAGUGCAUCUGGACAGGUAUUUGCCCGGUGGAAAGCCUCACUGGAGUGGAGCGGGAAAGCUCUCGCAGUGUGGAUUCACCCAGUGGCUGAACACUGAGAAGGAAUGGGUACUUGGAACGGCCAGACAACAGAAACAUGAACGUUCUCCUGGGAAGGCUUGUGAUCUUCGCAACCUUUGUGACUUUAUGCAAUGCAUCAUGCUAUUUAAUACCCAAUAAAAUAGUUCCAGGAGAGUCAACCAAGGAAUGCACAGAUCUCAAAGGAAACAAACACCCGUUAAACUCAAGCUGGCAGACUGAGAACUGUGAUGCAUGUGAUUGCCUGGAAAAAGAAAUAUCAUGUUGCUCCCUUAUUGCUAUACCUGUGGGUUUUGACAAAGACAACUGCCAGAAAAUCUUCAAGCAAGAGGAGUGCAAGUAUAUUGUGGUGGAGAAGAAAGACCCAAAUAAGACCUGUGAUGUCAGUGAAUGGAUAUCGUAAUGUGCUUCUAGUAGGCACAGGGCUCCCAGGCCAGGCCUCAUUCUCCUCUGGCCUCUAAUAAUCUAUGAUGGUGUAGCCCUGCCUAUCAGUAAAAGAUUUUUGAGCAAACACUUGAA